GAUUGGUGCAGACUAACUGGUAUAUAUAAUGGUCACUGUUUAUGAAAUAUCAUCAUACGAUUAAGAUAACCAGCAAUGAGAAAUAUCUGGAGUGUUUUGUUGUUGUUUUUGCCAUGCUUCGUCCAUUCAUUGGAGUUUCCGGAACCAGGCGAAGGACCUUUAAUAGCCGUACUUGAAUUUGAAAAGAGAUUGAAGACAUUCGAUCCGUCUGAAGGAAGUAAUGCCAGUGUCUCGAACAUCCGGUUCUUACCCGGAACAAGGAGAGGCGGAGCUGCAUCCGCCAUAGAAUUUAAUUACAAACAGAAGUUAAUUUAUUGGACAGAUUUAUUUGAAAGAAAGGUCUUCAGUAUAAACGGCGAUGGUGAACGACUGGUACAGACAACCGUUUUACAAGGAGGCAUGAAAUCACCAGAAGGUCUGGCUUAUGACUGGAUACAUGAUAAUUUGUAUGUUAGUGAUUGGCAGCUUCAUAAAAUACUGGUCGUAAAUCCACAAACUGGAGCGAAGAAAACGUUACUAACCAAUGUUUCUGAAGUAAGAGACAUCGAAGUAGAUCCUGAAAACGGGUGGCUGUACUACAUUGCUGGGUGGGAAAGUGAGACAGCUCGCCUUGGAAAAUUUUCAUUGGAUGGCCAAAUCCACGAAGUGGUAUCACGACGUCUGAAAUAUCCAUCCAGUCUCGCAUUAGAUCAAGACGCCCAAAAAUUAUACUGGGUGGAAACUUUACCUGCCAAUAAAAUCAAACGAAUUGAUGUUAAUGGUGAAAAUUAUACAACGAUAUAUAAAGGUAGUUCACAUUAUUUGUAUUCACCCAACGAUUUGACUGUAUCCGGGGAUUACGUGUACUGGACACAGGAUUAUAAUUGGUCAUCGACACUCUAUCGUCGAAUCAAAGAAAGAGGGAAUUAUCCAAGAACUAGAUACACCAAAGUGGGCAGAGGCGAUGAUGCUUUAACGUCAUUGGUGGCUAUUGAAGCUAGAAAACAAAGGGACGGUCCUAAUCGGUGUGGUGAUAACAACGGUGGAUGUUCACAUUUCUGUUUACCAUCAUUACCAUCGUCGUUACCACAAUACACAUGUGUUUGUCCAGAUGAUAUGAUAUUAAUGGCUGACAAUACAACCUGUACCAACAUAGAAUAGAAGAAGAAAUUUGAACAAGAGAUCUGAACCCAACAUGCCUCACCUGAAAUGACUAAACCUAUCUAAUCAUGGUCAAACAUAAUGAUAUUUAAAUUCCAUUGUAUUUUAUGUGUUGAUUUGUCUUGUUGAGAUCAAAAUUGUUAAGCCAGUGAGUGCUGAAAGGUAUCCGAUUGUGUGCUACACUUUCAGCCGACCUUCAAUUAAUAUGUCUUAAACAAAUCUUUGAUCAGUUAGUUUAUGUCGAAUAAUUACUGGAAAUAACACACCCGUUCAAUCGAAUUCAUCUACUUUACAUUGACCUAAAUCAAAGAGGGUUAAAUAGAAAUAAAUAUUAUUGUUCUGA
This is a messenger RNA of Patella vulgata (common limpet), 1483 nucleotides long. Its product is annotated as low-density lipoprotein receptor 2. The transcript is spliced from 7 exons. The record is from RefSeq and is a predicted model, not a curated record. Bases 76 to 1140 code for a protein of 354 amino acids. NCBI's taxonomy places the organism in Eukaryota, Metazoa, Mollusca, Gastropoda, Patellidae.